Molecule: messenger RNA, 2209 nt
Organism: Apodemus sylvaticus (European woodmouse)
Lineage: Eukaryota; Metazoa; Chordata; Mammalia; Rodentia; Muridae
Gene: Htra4
Product: HtrA serine peptidase 4
Exons: 9
Coding region: 295-1746 (483 amino acids)
Biological process (GO): programmed cell death; positive regulation of apoptotic process; proteolysis
Cellular component (GO): extracellular region
Molecular function (GO): protein binding; serine-type endopeptidase activity
Source: RefSeq, a predicted model, not a curated record
GUGGGUGGGUGGUCACGUUUCUCUCUUGCCCCAUGACUGGUUUUAGAGUAGAUCCUCCCUUCAUGGCUUAGGGGUGGAUGACCCUUGUCCUGGGAUGGCAUAGAUGGUGGGUAAUAUAUGGGUGUGUGUGUGUGUGUGUGUGUGUGUAAGUGAGCCAAACUCUGUCCUUUAUAAAGUCCGGAGGCUGGCAGAAGUAGCAUCCAGACUAAGGGGGAAAAAAGCGUUGCUUAUUGGAGUCCGGUUGUGAGCCCAGAGUGAACUGGAAAACUAGAAUCGACGAGGUCAGGGAGCAAGAUGAGCUCCCAGCGGUCGUGGGCUGUGCGAACACAAUUUCUCCUGCUGUGGCUGCUGCUGCGGACCGUGCCUGUUCCGAGGGCCGAGGCCAGGAGUUCCAGGGUCUCGCUGCCCUGCCCCGACGCCUGCGAUCCCACGCGCUGCCCACCUCUGCCUACCUGCUCGGCUGGCUCAGCGCCGGUGCCCGAUCGCUGCGGCUGCUGCCGAGUGUGCGCCGCGGCGGAGGGCCAGGAAUGUGGCGGGGCACGGGGCCGGCCGUGCGUCCCGGGGCUGCGCUGCGGCGCCCCGUUCUCUCGGGAGCCCGCAGGGGGCGCGUGGCUGGGCACCUGCGGCUGCGCGGAGGGUGCGGAGGGCGCAGCGGUGUGCGGCAGCGACGGGCGCACCUACCCCAGCCUGUGCGCGCUCCGCAAGGAGAACCGAGCGGCUCGCCAGCGGGGCGCGCUCCCCGCCGUGCCGGUGCAGAAGGGUGCCUGCGGGGAUGCAGGGACUACAAGAGCAGGGCUGCUUCGGAGAAAGUUCAAUUUUAUCGCUGCAGUGGUGGAGAAGGUGGCGCCAUCUGUAGUUCAUUUACAGCUGUUCCGCAGAUCACCUCUCACAAACCAGGAAAUCCCUUCCUCCAGCGGCUCCGGGUUCAUAGUGUCUGAGGAUGGGCUCAUUGUCACCAAUGCCCACGUCCUCACCAACCAGCAGAAGAUCCAGGUAGAGCUUCAGAGCGGGGCCCGGUAUGAAGCCACGGUCAAAGACAUCGACCAUAAACUGGACCUUGCGCUGAUUAAGAUCGAGCCUGAUACCGAGCUUCCAGUACUGCUUCUGGGAAGAUCCUCUGAUCUCCGGGCUGGAGAGUUUGUGGUGGCUUUGGGCAGUCCGUUUUCUCUGCAGAACACCGUGACUGCAGGGAUUGUCAGUACAACACAGAGAGGCGGCCGAGAGCUGGGCCUGAAGGAUUCAGACAUAGAUUAUAUCCAGACAGAUGCCAUCAUUAACCACGGAAAUUCUGGGGGUCCGCUGGUGAACUUGGAUGGCGAUGUGAUUGGUAUAAACACUCUGAAGGUGACUGCAGGGAUCUCCUUUGCCAUCCCCUCAGAUCGGAUCAGACAGUUCCUGGCAGACUAUCACGAGCGCCAACUGAAAGGAAAGGCUCCUUUGCAGAAGAAAUACCUGGGUCUUCGAAUGUUGCCCCUCACUCUGAACCUCCUUCAGGAAAUGAAGAGGCAAGAUCCAGAUUUCCCUGAUGUGAGCUCUGGAGUUUUCGUAUAUGAAGUGAUUCAAGGAUCGGCCGCUGCAAGCUCUGGGUUGAGAGACCAUGAUGUAAUUGUCAGCAUCAACGGGCAACCUGUCACCACCACAACUGAUGUCAUUGAAGCUGUUAAGGACAAUGACUUUCUCUCCAUCAUUGUGCUUCGAGGAAGUCAAACCCUGUUUCUGACAGUCACACCUGAAAUAAUCAACUAAGUAUCUUACUUUGAGAAACUGGCUAGCAAAACCAGUUAUAUUACCUGGUUUCCAUCGAAGACGUGCCAGAGAUGGCAGGGUCUUCUGGAGAUCAAGAAAAAUGGAUGCUUUAAAUGCAGAAGUACAUGUUUGCACACACACAUCAACACACACACACACACACACACACACACACACACACACACACACACACACUCUCGUGGAUCCUGAGGUUGAGGGUGCUCUUCUACUGCAAAUAGUUUCCACUUUCUAACUCAAGUGGAAACAGCUACGAUAAUCUGAUAAAAAUUAAAGACAGUAAGAACUAGGAAGCAGGUAAUUCCCAACUAAAUCUUGACAGGAUACUUUAGUUACUUUCUAUUCAGCCACAAAUUGAUGUAUCACACAAAUGUACAAAUAAUCUACCUACCAAAUAUUAAGAAUCUGAAUCUGGAAUAAAGAGGCAAUCACGUUUUAAAUAAUA